AUGGUGAAGAGGGAAAUUAUCCUGCCAAAGCACACGGCAAAGUUGGAUUUGCACGGCAAAGAGGUCUUUGCCGUGCACAGGCGCACGACAAAGGUGGCUUUGCACAGCAAAGAAGUCUUUGCCGUGCACAGGCGCACGGCAAAGCGGAAGGUGCACGGCAAAGGGAAAAAGGCGCACGACAAAGAAAAUUUUGCACGGCAAAGAGCUCUUUGCCGUGCAAAGCACACGGCAAAGCCGCGGCGCACGACAAAGGGCCCAACCCUAUCCACCCGCGAGCACGACCGGCCGCUCCACCUCAGCCACAAACACACACGCCCUGCACACCCUCUCCCAGCUGCUGCCCCCCACCACGCGCGCCGCCGCCUACCGUCGCGCCGCCGCCAACGCCGCCUCGCCCCUGCCCCCCCACACGCGCGCCGCCGCCGCCUUGCCCUGCCUCCCAUCGCGCCGCCGCCUCGCUCCUUCUCCCCCACACGCGCCCCGUCGCGCCGCCCCCUCGCCCUGCCCCCCACACGCCCGUCGCCGCCGCCGCCUCGCCUCUGCCCCCCACACGCGCGCCGCCUCCGCCUCGCCCCGCCUCCCUCCGCCUCGCCCUGCCCCCCACACGCCCGUCGCCGCCGCCGCCUCGCCCUGCCCCCCACACACGUGCCGCCUGCGCCUCGCCCUUCCCUCCUCGCGCAAGCGCACGAGCGCGACCUGCCCGACGCCCCCACACCGCCUUGCCCUGCUGCCGGCCGGCUCCGGCGCCCCCCGCGGCCUCGCCCCUCCAAUGGCGGCAGGUGA
Molecule: messenger RNA, 783 nt
Organism: Lolium perenne
Lineage: Eukaryota; Viridiplantae; Streptophyta; Magnoliopsida; Poales; Poaceae
Source: RefSeq, a predicted model, not a curated record